AUGCAUCGUCUUUUUGCUGAGCUGGAGCCAUCUUUAACCAUCACAGAGCAAAACCUGGCAGACAGAAUUCAGUAUAUCUUGCGCUCAAAUAUAUUUGAUGCCGCCGAACUCGAACGGCUACGAUGUGAGGCUGUUCCCUCAUCGGAUGAAAAUGCUACUGCUGAGGAUGCGAAGCCACAAAUUGUAGAGCAACCCGCAAACGUGGAUGCCGCCGUGAAUACCCCAGUUGUGGUUGAUUCAAACGAUGAUGGAACAGUCGCCCAGGAACUGGAAUUAGAGCAUAUGAGGAGUACACAGGAAGAGGCGAUUGUGGAAACGCGCAGUACGCCUCUCGAAAAUCGACCGCGACUUCCCCGCAUAGCCCUAAGCAAGCGGAAUCGGGCUGUCUUAAGGGCUCUGAAGCAGAGAAUAGCUGCUUGUGGAAAGUGGAUUCGGCGAUAUAUCGAGAGGUCGACACGGUUAAACCAGAAUCGUCUCUUCAUCAUCUCAUGUGGGGUUCAGAAGUGUGAUCAGAAAAGGCUCUAUAAAUCAUUGGAGCGACCAAUGGUAAGUGGAACGGGCCCAGCAUUGAAUCAGGCUGACACUGUCGCAUUCUGGCGCGGCCUGUGGUAA
Parnassius apollo (apollo) is the source of this 612-nucleotide messenger RNA. Lineage: Eukaryota; Metazoa; Arthropoda; Insecta; Lepidoptera; Papilionidae. The record is from the annotation of a GenBank genome assembly.